This is a messenger RNA of Penicillium bovifimosum, 1203 nucleotides long. RefSeq names its product epoxide hydrolase family protein. Gene Ontology annotation, biological process: epoxide metabolic process. The transcript is spliced from 8 exons. Lineage: Eukaryota; Fungi; Ascomycota; Eurotiomycetes; Eurotiales; Aspergillaceae. The record is from RefSeq and is a predicted model, not a curated record. The coding region runs from base 1 to 1203 and encodes 400 amino acids. Gene Ontology annotation, molecular function: epoxide hydrolase activity.
AUGUCUUUGCCAUUCAGUACCCCGCCCUCCGAGGCCACAGCCUCCCUCACACCAUUCAAAGCCUCCAUCCCGGAGGCCAGACUCACCGAGCUCGAGACCUUGAUCAAACUAGCAAGACUCGCACCACCAACGUACGAGAACUCGCAGAAAGACCGUCGCUAUGGUGUCACCACUGAAUGGCUAGAGACCAUGCGUGAGAAAUGGCUGAGUUCCUAUCGCUGGAAAUCUUCUGAAGAUCGAAUCAAUAGUUUCCCGCAGUUUGUAACGGAGGUUGAAGGGUUGACGAUUCAUUUUGUUGGGCUUUUCUCUGAGAGGAAGGACGCUGUGCCGCUUUUGUUGUUGCAUGGUUGGCCUGGGAGCUUUCUGGAGUUCUUGCCUAUGCUGCAGAAGUUCAAGGAUGAAUAUACACCGGAAACACUACCUUAUCACUUGAUUGUGCCGUCUUUGCCGGGAUAUGCGUUCUCGUCUGGACCGCCGUUAGAUCGUGAUUUUGGGACUGGCGAUAUUGCUCGUGUUGUAGACCAAUUGAUGAAGGGUCUUGGGUUUGGGAGUGGGUAUAUUGCCCAGGGUGGAGAUAUUGGGAGUCGGAUUGCUAGGCAUUUGGGAGCGGAUCACGAAAGCUGCAAAGCUGUACACGUCAACGUGGUAUUCAUGGGAAAGCCAGACGGCAUGACAGACGAACAUCUCAAUGCCUAUGAGCUCGAAGGAAUUGAGAAGAUGAAGAAGUUCGUUACGACAGGUUCUGGGUAUGCAACUGAGCAUGGUACACGACCAAGUACAAUCGGCCAUGUUGUGUCAACGAGUCCGAUGGCUCUCCUGGCGUGGAUUGGAGAGAAAUUCCUGGAAUGGGUCGACGAUCCACUUCCUGCAGACGAAAUAUUGGAAUCCGUCACUCUGUACUGGCUUACAGAAACGUUCCCACGAGCAAUCUAUACUUACCGACAGGUAAAAUUACCCCCGCCACCAAUCCCAGCCAGCAACGACCCUCGGUGGUACAUCCACAAGCCUUUCGGAUUCUCUUCUUUCCCUGAGGAGCUUGCCCGAUUGCCGCGCUCGUGGAUUGAGGCUACGGGGGAUCUGGUGUUCUGGGAGCAGCAUGAGAAAGGCGGCCAUUUUGCGGCACUUGAGAGGCCAGAGGAAUUGAAGGCGGAUUUGACCGAAUUUGCAGACCAGGUGUGGCCUGGUAUCACUGAGAAGAGGUAA